Messenger RNA from Dreissena polymorpha, 1372 nucleotides. RefSeq lists its product as uncharacterized. The record is from RefSeq and is a predicted model, not a curated record. Bases 267 to 698 code for a protein of 143 amino acids. Lineage: Eukaryota; Metazoa; Mollusca; Bivalvia; Myida; Dreissenidae. The transcript is spliced from 4 exons.
CCCCCCCCCCCCCCGAGUGUGAUGGCGAGUGCGGGCUUUGGGAUGAGACUGUCGCUGCAUCCUGAUGCAGUGCCAACUUUGUUCCCUGACACGGACAACUUCAAGGCAUUACAGCCGAAAGCCCUAAGGCCAGACGAGUUAGGAGCCCCCAAACGGAAACGUGACAACUAUGGUGCUUUUGCCAAGAGAAAUCGCAAAACGGCUCGAAGGCGCACAAGGAAUUACUGUUGGUCAUCGGAAGCAAGCGUCUUCUCUCUGACAUUCGCAUGCUGUCACCAGCUGAACAGACCUCGAUGCUGGAGGCUCAACACAAGGUGGUCUGCCAAUUUGCGCCAAAAUUUGUCUGCUUUUCAUACGCAGCAAUGAAACAGAGAUUGCAUCUGGCAGCCCUGCAUUCCGUUUCUAAUGCGCACAGGAAACAUGCAGAGAAGAAGAACGGCGAAAAGCGCUACAGGAUUUCGUAUCCAAAGUACAAGGCGGGACACCAUGUCGUGAAACCUGUCAAAGAGGCCUGCAAUUAUGAUUAUGUCACAGAGCUCAUGGUUGAAUUGCUGCAAUUAAAACAACAGUUCAAGAGCACCCGGAUUGCUAAGCAGGCAUCUUCUUCCAUUCUGUUCUCUCCACCACCAUUAGCAUCAUCUGCGAAGAAAAUUUUAAAGAAUGAAGCAGUGCAGUUGCACCGCUCUAGGUUUAAUUAAUUACAGUAAUUGGAAACAACUUGGCAUGCCAUUUGUCAUGUAUUGCUCCAGCUGGGUUUAGUGUACGUGCGUAAGGUGUCAUCCCAGAUUAGCCUGUGCCAUAUAUGUUUGUAAUUAAUUAAAAAAAUCCUCGCGCUGGAAAGAUGGGACAAAGCGUGCGCAAAAUAUCUCGUCCCAUAUUAGCCUGUGUCCCUGAUAAGACUGUGCAGACUCGACGUGAAAACAUGAUAUGCCCCAAGUUUUAUAUGACAAUGUCUACGAAUGUGCCCUUUUGACAAAUUAGAACCUAGCUGAAGCACUGAUCACGUAUUGUUUCAAAUUAACAUAGCAACUACAAUUAUUUUUUUGAAAAAUGUGAAUGUAUUAUUUUGACAAAUAUGCUGUAAUAAUAGUUUUCCCAUUGUGUGCUAUACUGUUAGUAUAAAAAUGUUAAUGUCAACACCUUUAUUUUUAAAUGUUGGGACCAUGUAGUGUUUUUUGUGUGAUAGUAUUGGUCUGUAAAAGAUGUUUUAGAAGUCAUUUUGUUAAAGGUACUUAAUAUGACUCCAUGACAAGUUGUAUUGCAACAUUGUGCUAGUAAAGCUCAUUUACUUAUUCCGUCCAGUUUUCUAAAACUUGUCGUCAGGUUACAAGUUGUUCUGUUGUUGUGUCUGUGGUAAUUUAUAUUUUUAGAU